AUGCACAACCCACUUAUCAAGCCUCGCGAAAUUGAAGAUAUAAAAGUUGGUGCUGGUGUUAAUAUCAAAUAUCACCAUGCAUAUCAUGGUUUGGAACGGUCACACCAUGAAAUUUUUGGGAAUGAUGUAAAGUCUUACUCUGAUCUGGAUUGGUGGGUGAAUUCAUUGAAAGAAACAAAUCCUGGCUCUUAUGUGGAUUUUCAGUUUAACCAUGCAACUCAGACAUUUGAAAGGUUAUUCAUUGAAAUAGGCGCUUGUAUUGAAGGUUAUAGACUUUGUCGACCAAUGAUUUUUGUUGAUGCAACUUUUCUGACCGGGAGAUUUAGAGGUACCCUUAUGGCUGCUACUUGUCUGAAUGGGAAUCAAGGUUUUUAUCCGCUAGCCUUUGCAUUGGUCCCAGGAGAGGAUGUUGACAAUUGGGAUUGGUUUAUGUGCAAUCUUAGCAACAUUGUUGAUGACCGUCCUAUCACCUUUAUGUCUGAUCGUCAUGAAGGAUUGUUGAGGGAUAUUCCUAAACACUUUCCUACUUCCCAUCAUGGCUAUUGUUACUACCACUUGCAAGGAAACUUACCAAUCAGGAAAUCGGACGAGAAGUACAAAGAAGUUAUGGCUUGUUUCAAAAAAGCAACUUAUGCUCUCACACCAGCAAGAUAUGAAGAAGCACUAAUGGAAAUGGAGUUAAUGGGAAGGCCUGGGGUUGCUGAGUAUUGCCGCAAUAUGCCUAGGAAACAUUGGUCCAGCGCGUUCUUCACUGGCUGUAGAUUUGGUCAGACUACAUCAAGCGUUGAUGAGUCCUUCAAUAAUUGGAUUCGGAAAGACAAGAGGUUGCCUGCCUGCGCCCUCGUUGACAUGAUCAGGUUACGCGUUAUGGAGUUGAUGAAUGAACGUCGCGAAAUGAGUCUUUUGAUGGACCCUGAGAAGCUCACUCCUACCUACGAGGCGUUACUUAAAGAACAUAUUCAAAUUGGUCGAGUUUGGAAUGUUACUCAGUCAUCUGUGUAUGAGUAUGAGAUUCAUUCACCUAGGUCUCACAUUAUUGAUCUUCUGAACAAGACUUGCACCUGCCAAAGAUGGCGUGUUUAUGGUUUUCCAUGCUCUCAUGCUACAGCAGCUAUUUCUGCCAAGGGUGAUCGAUACGUAGAUUAUAUCGAAGACUACUUCAAAGUUACAAAUUUUCAGCAGUUGUAUUCAAUUGCUAUCAGACCAAUCCCUAACUACAACAGGCCAGAGCAGUAUCUUCCAAAGGAUACUAUUUUUCCACCCCAUCCACGAGUUCCACCAAGUAGGCCAAAGGGAAAUCGUAUCAAGAAUGCAUGGGAGAAAGCUAGGAAGUCCGUCCGUUGUUCCAACUGCAAGAAGAAAACUCACCACAACAAGGCAACGUGCACUGUCAUUCCUUCAUACCCAUGA
Messenger RNA from Papaver somniferum (opium poppy), 1410 nucleotides. RefSeq names its product protein FAR1-RELATED SEQUENCE 6-like. The record is from RefSeq and is a predicted model, not a curated record. Bases 1 to 1410 code for a protein of 469 amino acids. Gene Ontology annotation, molecular function: zinc ion binding. The transcript is spliced from 4 exons. Lineage: Eukaryota; Viridiplantae; Streptophyta; Magnoliopsida; Ranunculales; Papaveraceae.